This is a messenger RNA of Schizosaccharomyces cryophilus OY26, 2290 nucleotides long. Its product is annotated as F-box protein Pof10. The transcript has 2 exons. The record is from RefSeq and is a predicted model, not a curated record. Gene Ontology annotation, molecular function: protein binding. The coding region runs from base 40 to 2073 and encodes 677 amino acids. NCBI's taxonomy places the organism in Eukaryota, Fungi, Ascomycota, Schizosaccharomycetes, Schizosaccharomycetales, Schizosaccharomycetaceae.
UGAGAAAUAAAGUCUUUCAGGUAUUCAACUCCUUCGUACAUGAAGCAGUGUUCCUUGUUGCCAUCGAGGACUUGCCUAAUACCAAACACAAAUAAAAAUCCAACUUCAUUACCACGAAAAGGAAUGAAUAGUGCCCAAAGUUCAAAUGAAAUAAAAGGAUUAAGUAUAAAGAAUUUACCAAAAGAAAUCCUUAUUAUAAUAUUUUCCUUUCUUGAGCCACGUUCAUUAUUAUCGGUUCAAUGCACUUGUAAGUUUUGGAAUAGACUAUUGUCGGAUGAUUUGAGUUGGCGAACUGCUUUUUUUCAUCAUUUUGAAGCCAAUGAGUUUCAUGAAUUUAGUCCUCUAGGCAAUGGAACCUGGAGACAAGAAUACUUAUUGAGGUCGGCUAUAACCAGAGCAUAUGAGCGUGGAAAAGGUCAAACUGUUCAAUACGAUUGUCGUAUAGGAGAUUUGACUGAUUUGUAUUAUGACUUUUUAAGUGGGCGCUUGUUUGCUGGUAACCGGCUUACAGGGUCUAUUUCAGUCUCUGACCCGAAUACUGGUAAAGUAGAGAGAUCCCUAUUGCAUGCUAGCCUAGAUGGAUCCUUAAUUCAUACGCUCACUAUUAUGAACUUAAAUAAACAGAUUUUUGGUUUUGGUUUUGUAGAUGGUCGUGUUGGCGCCAUCAUAAUGACAAGGCAAGCAGAAAAUGGACGGCAAUUUCGAUUCUUUAUGGAUUCUCAUAAUGAUGCUAUAACUUGUAUGGAUGUUUAUUCUGGUGACCUUCCUCCAGUGGGAGAAGUAGGUAUGGUAACUGGUGCUGAUGAUGGAAGUGUCAACUGUUGGGAUGUACGAACAGGAGUUUGUUUGCGGAACUUUAAAUUUGCUACGUCUCAGAUUAUAUCAAUCUGUUAUCGACCUCGGUUUAAGUUUUUAAUUAUCGAUACCUUUAAUUAUGCCACCGGUACCUAUAUGUUAUAUUUAAUUAAUGGACCUCUACAGUCAGUUAAAGUGCGGCCAAUUUUGUUUGCCUGUAGGAAAAGGGUUUUGAAUGAUGCAGAAGAACCUCCUUGCCUAUUAGCAGUAGACGAACCUGCUAAUCAUGUCUUUGUUUCAUUGGGUGCACCAAAGAAUUCUUUGUUAAGGUUUUCAUUUAAUAAUGUCAAAAGCUUUGACUUUGAUCCUUCAAUGGUUGAGUCUUUCGUAAUUCCACUUCAAGGAAACCCUGUGUGUUUGCGUUUAGAUACCAACGCACGGGUUGUAAAUAAGUCGAUUCCUGGAAAUAAUGCUCGAUUGCUAGCUAUUGGUGAUGAUAAUGGCAACGCUUAUAUAGUAAACACUCGAUUUAAAGAGUUUAGGCAUCCGAUAUUAAAAGCGUUUCCUGUGUUUCUUGGUUUUCCCAUCUCCGACCUUUUCAUCAAUGAAGCAGUUAUGGUGGUCGGAUCCUCAACAGGGUUUAGUGCGAUUUAUGACGUUAUUUCAGGAAAUCUCUUACGGAAUUUAUCUGGGGCUAGGAACCCUGCUAGACGCAAUCCAGCACGAUGUAUAGUGUUAGAUUCAAAUCCUCUGAGUCUUAAAGGUGUUAUAAGUCUGGGUAAGCAUGUCAAAGCGUGGUCAUAUGUAAUUUCCAAAUUACAUAUAAAUAGACGAUCCCGGAUUGUUGCCCCAUCCAAACCAUUAAUUGCAUGGGACAGUCCUUCAAGAGUUGGGGAGUACACCAAGAAUGAAGUUGAUAGAGAAAUUAUGCUGGGAUUAAAUCAGAUUGCCGAAGAAAGGCAAGAAAAACAAGAAAGAUUAGAGACUCAACGUAAACUAGCACGGCACUUGAAUGAAGGUUUAGCGGACCUUUCUGAAGAGGAGAUGUUGGCUUAUGCUACUAUGCUGUCACAAGAGGAAGAAAUGAGGCGGAAACAAGAGACUGCUGCUGAGGAGGAGGACUUGUUAAAAAAUGCUGUUACGGAACCGGCAACUCCAUUACCGUCAAGCUCAGAAGCUGGUCCUUCUGAGGCUGUAACUCAAGAUUAUAGCAUUAGCGAAUUAACAGAGGAAGAACAAAUAGAGCUAGCGAUGAGGCUUUCGCUUGAUAAUAGCUAGUAUGACAUUGUAAACUCUGUUAUUUGGUUUGUAAUUUAGUCUUUUUGUAUAUUAACCGUGAGAAAUAAAGGAAAGAAAAAAUAUUUUCCCUUGCUUUAAAAAAGUUUACAGCGGCUAUCUACGAAAAAAAAAUAAAAUAAAAAAAUAAAAAGAAAAAAGGGUCUAAGGAUAAAGGUUUUGUGUUUAGAAGUUAAUGAAUUAAUCCAGUACACUAAAG